Molecule: messenger RNA, 1340 nt
Organism: Conger conger (European conger)
Lineage: Eukaryota; Metazoa; Chordata; Actinopteri; Anguilliformes; Congridae
Gene: tmem121b
Product: transmembrane protein 121B
Exons: 1
Coding region: 1-1263 (420 amino acids)
Source: RefSeq, a predicted model, not a curated record
AUGCAACCGUACACCCCUUCCAUCUCCGAGUCGCGCUAUGAGCAAGGCAGGAGGAGAGACGACAUAUAUACAAUGAUCGCAGCAUCUGGAAAAGAAAAUUCGGAAGCCAACUUUCCCCAAUCCGAAGCGGUGAUCUGCCCCGAGUCUCCCGUUUCCUUGUCGCCGGAAAACCGCGAGCUAUUCAUUCGGAACGCCUCGUCAAGGCGGCACACGCAGCCCUCCAUCGGCAGCGCAAACCCGCAGGAAAGCAGCACCGAACGCCUGGUUCCCUCCGCUGCCCUGGCCGCUGCCUACAUCAUGACAUCGGGGGAGUUCAUGCACACCACUCCCUUGUUCGUGCGGAGAUCCAGAAGGAACAAUCUCUACAAAAUCCUCUGUUUCCUGUUCCUCCUCUUUCAGGGCGGCAUGCUGGAUUUCUACCUGAUCGUGUUCACUGAUCUGUACUGGUGCUCCUGGAUCGGCACCGACCUGGUGGUGAUGACCGGCUGGGGCAUUUUCUUUCUGAAAAACGCGAGGAGCAAGCGGGAGCGAGCCUGUGGCUUUCACCAGAAGAGCUCGAUAUUCGGCUGCAACCUCGGGGAGUUCACCUACGCAUACCUGGCCUGGCUCAUCUAUGUUAUUGCAUGCACUCCGAAAGUGGUGCUUAUUUUGGAGACGUCCAUCCUGGACCUGAUUACGCUCAAAGUCCCGCUGGGCAUCACCGGCUUUAAGAUAAUCAUUACACUGUCGGCACCGCUGCUCUACUGCCUAAUAAAUUCAGUCAUCGAGGACUUCAACGGAGCGACGCGUUACCAUUCCCAAAGCUGCUUCCUCAGCACCUGCAUGGAUAUGCUGGACAGCUUCACAUUGAUCGAGAUGGUCCUAAUGGACGAGAUUCCCACAGUCUACCUUAAGUACACCGUCAUAUCCGUCUAUUUUAUCGCGCUGGGCAUCCCGGUGCUCUGGCUGUACGAGCUGACCGCCUCCCGGAUGCACUGCCGCUGGGUCUGGACACGGUUCCUCUCCGGCGUCCUGAUCAACGCUCCCCUGCUCGUUGUCAGGUGUUUUCUGGUUUAUGUUUACAAAAUGCCGGUCUCGGUGCUGAUGUUUAAGAACAUAUUCUUCUUGGCGUGUAAGUGCCUAGAGUUGGUUGAGCAAUGUCUAACGGUUAAGGGAGCUCGGAGGUAUGCCAGUAACCAGACUCAAGUGUCCCAUUGCGUCUCUGAGAACGACAUGUGUCCACACGGCUAUGUCAACACCCUGGCUGUGACCACCCAAUCUUAAAUAUCCGAGGGGGGCGGGGGUGAUUAGGUAUUGCUUUAAAGGUCAGUUAAGAGGGACCAUUUUAAUUGUCGAUUAAG